Bradysia coprophila is the source of this 1429-nucleotide messenger RNA. RefSeq lists its product as uncharacterized. The record is from RefSeq and is a predicted model, not a curated record. NCBI's taxonomy places the organism in Eukaryota, Metazoa, Arthropoda, Insecta, Diptera, Sciaridae.
AUACAAGACAUGUAACUUAUCCGAAGGAGACUAAGUGGGAAUUGUCACUCACUAAAUCAAAAAAAGGCAAAUUGUUUCAUCCCACAUCAAUUUUGAACACUAAUUUCAACACUACCUAUCCAGGGUGGCUAAAAAUAAACGAAAAUGAACUUUGAAAAAAAUAAAGCGAAUUUAUUGAGUGCAAGUGAUGAUGUGUUACUGCACAUAUUCAAAUAUCUGAAUUGGAUUGAUUCUAUUAACUUAGCGGUCACGUGUAAACGUAUGAAAAGUGUUCAGUAUUACCUGCAGAAACAAAAUCAAAAAUUCGACUUAGCGAAGUGUGUGAAAAAAGUCACAGUUCCAAUCGAAAAUGUUUUGUCUGAGAUCGGCCCACAUAUUCGAGUAGCUAAAAUUGAUGAGAGUGCUAUUCAUACCACUUUUGUGAAAAAAUGUCUUAACAUCAAAUCACUGGAAAUCGACGGUUCCAUCAUCAUCAGUAAGAAUGUCGCUAUUACAUUAAAUGCAUGGAUAAAAAAGCUACAUAUCGAUAGUCUUUCUAUGGGACAAGGAUUUGAAGAUUGUGUGGAGGAUAUUCUGGAUGGAAUUACUGGGUUGAAUUCAUUUGCAUUUGAUAGUUUUGAUAAACUUUUGCCAACCGAUUUUUUUGACAAAAAUUCGAAUAUUGAACAUCUUUUACUCGUUAUGGGAAAUGACGCUGAGUUAGCUUUGGAUCUAUCAUCUCUCCAUGUUCUUCACAAUCUACAUAGUCUUUCCUUAACUACUCAAAAGACUGCUGUCCUGGACGAUGUCCGAGAAUAUCUAAAAGUGGAUCAGCUGAAGGAAUUUUCAAUUUAUAUGCUUGAUGACAAUUGGGAUGCAGAUACAUGGGAAGACUUUGCAAACUAUUUAGCAAAAAACACGAAAUUAGAUAAAUUACGAAUAAUUGGAUCCGUCGAAUUCGACACAAAAACAUUUUCCCAAUUAAAAUUGUUCAAUUUAACAUCAUUAUGGUUGGACGUUCGUUUUUCUUGGGACGAUCUCUCAACGGCCUUAUAUGAAAGUACAGCAUUGCGACUCAAGUAUUUAAGGUUGGAAUGGCCUCUGUCUUGGUGCAACUCGAGAAGAAUUGGGAGUAUCUUUAAAAUGUGGACGACCGUCGAAGUAGUCUGUUUUGGCACAAAUGAUACAUCAGAUCUACUACAUCAUUUCAACGAUCGAUUUUUCAGCGACAUUUUAAACUUAUCCAACAAUCGACCAGCAUUAAAGUUACAUAUCUUCUCUUCCGAAAUAUGUUUCAACUUUAUUUUAAAACGGUAUCACGUAAUUGAAGGAAGAGAGUGCUGCUCAUGCAAAGACAGUUUUCAGUUUUCUCUGGAAUCAUCAUCAUGUACAUAGAUAUAUGAAUUUAUGAUUUUUUUUCGACAAAUAAAUGAAGUACUAGUGGUCGUAG